AAUUUUAUUUAUUUCUUUAAAUUCUUCCGCUUAUCUUCCGGCUUUUUAUUUAUUUAAUCCUUGUACGUUUUUUUAUUUUGAAAUGCAAGAGGUUCAAGUUUCUUGCAAUGGAGUAGAAGGAUUUUUGAAGUGUUUCACUGCAAUGCCGGCUCAUAUUCUGCCCAACACGACCUUGUUCUUCUUGUUUUGAGAUUUUCGGAAAGUAGCUGUGGUCUCUUCUGCAUUUUUGAAUUUGAACUGAAAUUAGGGUUUAUACUGUACAAAAAGCAGCAUUGUAGUGUAAAGGAGACGGAUGAUCUUCUGAGACCGGAGAAACCAGCUCAGUAUUGCAGAAAUUCAAUUUGAUUCGGUGAUUUUUGAAGAAAUCGAUGUUGUUCCAGAAUGCCGAGUAUUAGAGCUCCAGCUUCGAAGAAAGCCACAACACUGACGGUUGCCGUAAAAUGUAGACCGUUGACGGAGAGGGAAUGUGGUCGGAGCAUUGUUAGAGUGAAUGAGGAGAAGGAGGUGAUUGUAUUGGAUCCGGACGUUUCAAAGGACUACCUUGAUCGCAAUCAUAAUCGAACUAAAGAGAGAAAGUGUUGUUUCGAUCAUGCCUUUGGUCCUCAGAGUACAAAUUUGGAUGUCUACCAAAAAUGUAUAUCUACUAUAAUCUCAGGAGUUGUACAAGGUCUAAAUGCAACCGUAUUUGCCUAUGGUUCAACUGGAAGUGGUAAAACAUAUACAAUGGUUGGGACACGAGAUGAUCCAGGAUUGAUGGUUCUCAGUUUGCACACUGUUUUUGAUCUUAUCAAAAGUGACAAGAGCUCCGAUGAAUUUGAAGUUACUUGUUCCUAUCUUGAAGUGUACAAUGAGGUUAUCUAUGAUUUACUCGAAAAAUCAUCUGGUCCUUUGGAACUUAGAGAGGAUCCUGAGCAAGGACUAAUUGUCCAUUCAGCUGACAAGAUUCUUGAACUUCUAAAUUUGGGGAAUAGUCGAAGGAAAACAGAAAGUACAGAGGCUAAUGCAACAUCCUCACGAUCGCAUGCGGUUUUGGAGAUUAAUGUAAGAAGAAAACAGAGAAAUAAGUAUAGAAAUCAAGUCAUGAGAGGAAAACUUGCACUGGUGGAUCUUGCUGGCAGUGAACGAGCUUCUGAAACAAAUAGUGGGGGCCAAAAGCUGAGGGAUGGAGCUAACAUUAAUCGUUCUCUUCUUGCUUUAGCAAACUGUAUAAAUGCUUUGGGGAAACAACAAAAGAAGGGUCUUGCUUAUGUCCCAUACCGCAAUAGUAAACUUACACGGAUACUCAAAGAUAGUCUGAGUGGUAAUUCUCAAACAGUGAUGGUUGCGACGGUAUCACCAGCCAAUAGUCAAUAUCAUCACACUGUGAAUACCUUGAAAUAUGCAGACAGAGCAAAGGAAAUAAAGACACACAUACAGAAAAACAUUGGCACAAUUGAUACACAUGUAUCAGAUUAUCAGCGGAUGAUUGACAGUCUUCAGAUUGAGGUUUGCCGAUUGAAGAAAGAACUUGCUGAAAAAGAAACACAGUUGAGUAUCAAACCAGCUGAAAAGGUGGCUGAUGAUGAGCUGUCUUGGUUGAAUGUUUUGAGCCAUGAAAUAAGUGAAAAUGUUCAGGAACGCAUAAACUUACAGAAGGCAUUAUUUGAACUGGAGGAAACCAACCUUCGCAACCGCACUGAACUUCAGCAUCUCGAUGAUGCUAUUGCAAAGCAACAGGCUAUUGAAAAAGAUGGAGCAGUUGUAGAAGCCUUGAGAGCAAGGAGACAAGAUAUUCUUGACAACAUCCGUGACAAUGAUGAGGCUGGUGUCAAUUACCAAAAGGAAAUUAAAGCGAAUGAGAAGCAGCGAUGCCAACUUCAGGAUAUGAUUGAGGAAGCCAUAACUAACAAUGGGAACAAAACCUACUUGCGCAUACUAAGUCAGUAUAGGCUUCUGGGAAUGGCUAAUACUGAGCUUCAGUUUGAAAUGGCAAUGAGGGAUCAAAUCAUUCACAACCAACGAGAAGCCCAAAGAAACCUUUGGAACUUGCUCAUGGGAUUAGGACUUGAUGAGAAACAGAUAAUGGACCUUGCUGCCAAGCAGGGAAUAACUAUUGAAGACUGGAAGAUGCCGCACUCUGUGGGGCUUUCAGAUACUGAGCUAUCACCUGCUGCUCUCAAGUGUGGUGGUUGUAUCAGUCAGUGGCAUUCAAGAUCGACUCACACCUUCCAAAACUAUCAACAGUUUGGUUUGAGGUCACUUUCCAGUGGGCAUUGGGACAUAUCUCCCACAAUUUGCAGAGAGGAGAGUCAUAGUUCCUACUACUUGCUGGCUCACGAUCACCCUACAUCACCAUAUGUUGGAUUGAGGAAGAGUUCUGAUAAUUGGACUGGAAGCAAGCCAGUCUCCUGGUUUGGCAUAUCUGAUAAACAUUGCAGAGAUGUGCGCAAAUCCUUUCCUGAGACGAAAACUCAGUCUUCUUCACCUGGAGAAAGCUAUUUUUUAGCUUCAUCUCUCAGUUCUGAUUUUCACCAGGGACAAAAGGAUGCAUGGGACAAUGCUUUGAGGCAUUAUAUACAAAAGAACCCUCCAGCUGGAAUGAAUGGCAACCAAGAUGCAUUCAAAGAAACUAUAACAGGUCAUGGUAUAACUGCUGGUUUUUUGGAAUUUAGCCCAUCUGAACAGGGCAUUGCUACAAACUGCUCAAACGAUAUUUUUUAAAACACCAUAGCCUUAAGCUAUCCAAAUUCUUUCAGCAUUCCUCCUUUAACUACCAAACAGGCAAUCUCUUUUGGAUCCCAAGGUCCUGUUAACUGAUGUUCAUCACUCCAAUUUUGUUUAGUGAUGUAUUUUUUUUUACCUUUCAGUGCUCGGUCUAUUUUUUCAUUGGUUUCUCUCAAUGUACAUCGGCUUAGUAUUGGUCUGGAGAAUUUCUGUUUAGGAAGAACUGUCAGAUGAUAUGUUUCCCCACACGCACACAAAAAAAAAAGAAGAAAAAGGGGUGGGGUGUGAGGUAGCAUGUCUACUGAGUUGGAAGUAGCGGAAUGUAGUUUGUCAUGUGGUGUGUCUGUACAUAUCCACCAAAAACAAUUAUCUGAUUGAAUUCAAGUAAAUGUAGUAAUCUAUU
Molecule: messenger RNA, 3106 nt
Organism: Rubroshorea leprosula
Lineage: Eukaryota; Viridiplantae; Streptophyta; Magnoliopsida; Malvales; Dipterocarpaceae
Source: the annotation of a GenBank genome assembly